GGAAAAAAGAGGGGGGCUAGAGAGAGAAAACACUGCCGGCUGUAGCUUGACUGGAGGGUUUCUCUGCCUGGUGAGGCAUUCACAUCCUAAAGCUCAUGUGGUAACAUCCAGCAUCGCUUGGCUUCCCCUGCGCACUGGCCUGAACCCAGGGAUUUGAAGUAGACAGGGCAGACAGACAGAGAGAAAGAGAGACAGAGUGCAUGUGCCUGAGAGAGACAGACGAGUUUGCAAGUAGGACAGAAAAAAGAAGAGAGGACCGGAGAACAGAAGAAGGGAAGAAGCAGGUGAGAAGCAAGCAGUUGAAAAGGAAUCUUGAAGACCCAGUGGUGAAGAAGAUCGAUUAGCUGACAGUACACUAUAAAUCCACUGAUAUGGCAGCCAUGGAAGCACUGGAGCCCGCAAUUGCUCAGCUGGAGCCACAAACCCUCACUGAGAUCUCAGACGACGAGGUCAACCUCCCACCCUCGGAUGACGAAGACGAUGCCCUUGCUGCAGCAAAGAAAGAGCUGUCCACCAUGGGUACAGAGGGGGAUGCCGUUGAAGACAAGGACGAGGUGAUGAAGAUGGACCAGCAGGUGAAUGGGGUGAUGGUGCUGUCUUUGCUUGACAAGAUCAUCGGAGCGGUGGACCAGAUCCAGCAGACCCAGACUGGGCUGGAGACUAGGCAGCAGGAGAUGGAGCGCUCGGUGAGCAACAUCCAGGGUGAGCUGACCAAACUGGCCAAGAGCCACAGCACCACGUCCAACAGCGUCAACAAGAUGAUGGAGAAGGUGCGCAAGGUGAGCGUCAAUGUCAAGACUGUGAGGGCCACCCUGGAGAAGCAAGGAGGACAGAUCAAGAAGCUGGAGAACAACGAGGCCGAGCUGCUCAAGAGACGCAACUUUAAAGUCAUGAUCUAUCAGGAUGAAGUGAAGGUUCCCUCAAGACUCAGUGUCUCUAAAUCCAUGAAGGUCUCUGAGUCUGUGUCAGGAAGCAGAGGAGGCAGCAUGCUAGAGCUCAAGGAAGCUGUGGAUGGGGCUGAAGAGGAGGGAGAAGGAGAGAAGGCAGACAAACCUCAUGUAGACCUCUCAUCAGAUGAGGAGGGGUUUGAGAUUGAGGAGACCAUAGAGGAGUCUCGUGCCGAGCGCAUCAAGCGCAGCAGCCUGCAACGUGUACAAACCCUUAAGACGGUCUUCUCCAGGGAGAAGAUGGAUAAGACCAGGGCAAAGACCAAGGAGAACCUGGAGAAGACCAAACAAAAAACCAAGCAGAACCUGGAGAAGACAAAGCAGAAGACAAAAGAGAACCUGGAAAAGACCAGGCAGAAAACCAAGGAGAACUUAGAGAAGACCAAACAGAAGACCAAGGAAAACCUGGAGAAGACACGCCACAACAUUGAGAAGAAGAUGGGAAAGCUUGGAACACGCAUGAGUGUCAACCCUGAGCGCAAGCAGAAGAUGCAGACAUCCCGUGACAAGGUGAAGAAAGCUUUCACACCUGACCAUGUUGUUUAUGCCCGGUCCAAGACUGCUGUGUACAAGGUGCCCCCCUUUACCUUCCACGUCAAGAAAGUCCGUGAGGGUGCCGUUGAGGUGGUACAUGGCACUGAGAUGGUGGAGGUGUCGCAGGAUGCUGACCCCUUCAGUGACGUGGAUGGGGAGGUUGAGGAGAGUGCAGUGGAGGUUGAGAUGGAAAUGAUGAAUGGAGGGGAUGAGGAAGAAGCUGAGGAGGAGGAGGAGGAGGACAGCCACAGCCAUGUCCUGCAGGAGAAUGAGGAUAGAGAUAGAGACAGCGACUAGAUAAAGAACAAGGAAUUUGCCAAGAUCCUAACAAAUCUUCUUGCACCAACCCUGAGGUUCUUUUGUAAAAAGUGAAUAAAUUGUGGGGAUUGAGAAGAUAGUUAAAGAAUAAUUCCCAUUUAUUACAACUUACAUCUUAGUGCCUUAUUUUUGUGAUUUUGGCCAUGAUUCCUAUCAGACGAUACCUUUGUAUUCACCUGGGUAAUUGCUGAGAUCUGGGGAUGUGGCAACAUUACUGCAAUAAAAUUUGACGGAUCAGUCAGAUGAUCAGACAGGCUGUUAACAAGCCAGCAGUCAUUAAGAUUAUCUAGACAUCUCUAGACAUCAUAAUUUUACUGUAGGCCUAUGUUUUGUCUUCCAAAUAAAUUUGUCUAAACUGAGGGGUUGUUUUCACCCUGUCUGAUCACCUGUCUCUUUCUUGCCCCGUUGGACUUUUAUUAAGGGCACCCAGGGCUGGAUUACCAACCAAGCAUAGUGGAGAACUGCCCCAGAACUCCAGGGGCCCUGAAAACUCCAGGCUUACUGUGUGUCAGCUGGUUUGUGCUAAUUUACGUAAAACUCCACACUUGUUUUAGCCUCUUUCAGCUCAUUGUUUUGGUUUUACAAACAUUACUGCUUUAGUUCAGUCUCACCGCUCUCGCCAGCGUCGUUUCUAGAAGCAGCAGCAGCAGUUGACUGUUUUCAGUGAAAACACUCUGAUAAACCCACUGUACACUACCUGCCCAGCACCAAACAGCAUAGCUGGUGAUCAUAGUGGAGCAUCCAGCAGCUGAAGAACCAGAUAUUUUUCUCAGGAGUUGGUAGAGACCAAACCAGAACUAAAAAGAGAGUGAAUAUUGGAUAAUAGA
Thunnus maccoyii (southern bluefin tuna) is the source of this 2626-nucleotide messenger RNA. RefSeq names its product caveolae associated protein 1b (gene cavin1b). Gene Ontology annotation, molecular function: rRNA primary transcript binding. Lineage: Eukaryota; Metazoa; Chordata; Actinopteri; Scombriformes; Scombridae. Gene Ontology annotation, biological process: transcription initiation at RNA polymerase I promoter; termination of RNA polymerase I transcription. The coding region runs from base 372 to 1778 and encodes 468 amino acids. The record is from RefSeq and is a predicted model, not a curated record. The transcript is spliced from 2 exons. Gene Ontology annotation, cellular component: caveola; cytoplasm.